AUGAAUGCGUUGGCUGCGAUUCAGAAUCUCACCGAAAUCGCCGGACUGCGUGAACGAUUCACCAAUUAUAGCUUUAACGAUGAACUGAGCAACUUUGUAUCGAACUCUUUAAAUUCAUCAUCCUCAAACUCGAUAUCGUCAUUUCAACGCUCGCCGAACGACGAUUUCGAUUCGUCGUCGUCGUCUUCGCUCAUCGCGCCGCCGGCAUCCGCCAAAUUGAUCAAUUUCCGCGGCCAUCAAGUGGCCGCGUUCGAGAUUCACGGAAAAGAAAUGAUUUGUUUGCCACAGGUCUACGAAUUGUUCUUGAAAAACAUGGUUGGCGGACUGCACACGGUCUACACGAAGCUUCGCCGACUCGACAUCAAUCCGCUGAUAUGCAACGUCGAGCAGGUUCGCGCGCUUCGAAGCCUCGGCGCAAUUCAGCCGGGAGUCAACAGAUGCAAACUCAUCGAAUGCGUCGACUUCGAGAAAUUGUACGACGAUUGCACCAGCACAUGCACACGUCCAGGACGUCCGUCGAAGCGCGGACCCUAUGACGAAUGGAAUCCGAUUAACACGAAAAAGGAGAAACUCGAAGGUACUAUGGCGACGUCGAAUCCACAAGGCGUCUUCGGUAAUCUUAUUCCGCAAUUGACCACCCAGCAGCUUCUCAUGCAGCAUUUUGUCGCGCUGACACAAGGUCAAACAAACGCCACGAGUGUUUUCGAAGGGAACGAGGAUGAGGAAGGACGCGAUAGUAGCACCGGCGAGGAGAGCACGCCGUUGAAUUUGAGCAAAGGCACAACGUCGGACACGGAUUCGGUGGAGAAUAUGAGAAAAGAUGAUUCUUCUUCAAACAAUUCGAUAAGUGAUCGCAUCGGAUCGAACUCGAAUUCAGUCGAGGGUUCGAGCAGCGGAAAUCGUGGUCCCGAAACCGAGCUCGUCAACAAAUUGGCAUCGCUUAUUGAGAUCGCGAACGAGCAAUUCAAACAGGAACGAGAACAGUUGUGGAAGGAGAGAAACGAGAUUCAACUCCUUCGCGACAGCUUCCAUCAAAUUGUUCAAGAUGAGCGUGAUCUUCGCAUCAAACUGGAAUCGCAACGUCGCAAAUGCUUCUCAAUGGAGCGCAAAUACAAAAAUGUUCGCAAUCAGUUAUUGAGUUUGCGUGCCGAGCAGCGUCGUCAAAAACAACGCGAUGCUGCUGAGGAAGGCAAUCGCGAACCCGAAAUCAAUGAGAAUGCCAGUGAAUCACAAUUGUAG
This is a messenger RNA of Caenorhabditis bovis, 1239 nucleotides long. The record is from the annotation of a GenBank genome assembly. Lineage: Eukaryota; Metazoa; Nematoda; Chromadorea; Rhabditida; Rhabditidae.